AUGAGCUACUACUACGACAGCGACGACGACGACGUCGUGCUGGUGCAGCAGGGGGCGGGGACGAGAUCCGCAAGGGCAAAAGAUGGCAGGUACAGUUCGUGGUCGCAGAGCGAGUUGGAGAAGCAGAUGUUCUCUUGGUCCCUCAAAGAUGUGCUCAACAAAGACUUACUCAAGAAAAAGGUUAAGAAAAUACCCACAAUUUUCUCCUCGCUGAAAGAGUACAUGGGAUCAUUCACCGUGCCGCUGAUCGAAGAGACUCGUGCUGAUCUCUGCUCUGCACUGGAAGGCAUCAAGCAUGCGCCAGCAGCUGAAGUGACCAGGAUUAAGCUUUGCUCAGACGAGCAGCUCAUAUACAGUUUUUUCGCCAAUAAAGCUGAUCCCAAGGACAUUUUUCAGGAAGUUUACGCCCCAAAGGAGGCGGAUACACUGUUGCUGACGGAUCGGAAACCGAGGCACAUCUCUGACCUGGGACGCGGUGAGAAGCCCUUGGUGAUUGCCUCGGUGCUCAAAGCCGAGGAUGCUGAAGGCAACACCGUCGUCAGGCUGUCAAGUAAGCAUGUUGAGCAGCAGUUUGGAUUGGAAUCGUCUCUCUUCGCGGUGUUCCUGAUCAACAUGACGACGUACAAUCGCAUAUGGAGUGAACUGGAUGCGGUGGUUGCUAGUGUCAGGAACACUGACAUCAUUCGGAUGAUAGUAAAUUGCAAUCCAAAGGUCGGCCAAGAAUGUUCAUAUUCUUCAGAACUGCCUUUACAUCUACCGGACAGAGCACUUGGUGGCCUUGAAGAUUUCAAGCUCAACAAGUCGCAAAAGGUGGCAGUACUAGACUGUGUGUCAGCGAUGCAGCAGCGGAGCUCUUCCGUGCGCCUGAUCUGGGGUCCUCCCGGGACAGGGAAGACGAAGACCAUCAGCACGCUCCUGUGGGCAAUGCUGGUCAAGAACCACAGGACACUGACCUGCGCUCCGACGAACACCGCCGUCGUCGAGGUCGCAUCUCGGGUCCUCAAUCUCCUCGAGGAUCCUUCUGCUGGCAGUGGAAAAGCCUGUUUUUUGAGUGAUGUUGUGCUGUUCGGAAAUGAGGAUCGGAUGAACGUGGACGGAAACCUGACAAAGAUCUUCUUGGAGAAGCGCGCUCGCCGACUGCAGAAGUGCCUGAGUCCAGGUUCAGGGUGGGUGCACAGUCUGAGCUCCAUGAUACGGAUUCUUGAGCAACCUCUGGUUCAGUAUGAUUCAUAUGUGGAGCAAAUUGAAAGGGAGAUAGAAGAGGAUCUUGCUGAGAAGAAAAGGAACAAAAACAAGAACAAGGAGAAUGAUAAAAAGCAGACUUUCUGUGAUUAUCUCCCCAGGUCAGCUACAACUGCAGAGAAUUUCAGUUACAUGACCCAGGCCCUGCACAUGCUAAAAUUUUUUGGUAAACUUGUGGAGCCCAAAUCAGAACAGAGCCUGAAAACCCUGUUCAAACUCAGCCCCGAUGGCAGCAUCAGCUCACUGUUUCAGAACUUCGUGACAUAUGUGCAAGAUAGUGUGAGUACAGAGCUGAAGGAUGCUAGAGCUCAGUGUCUUCAGAAGCUAAAACACCUAUCUGAUCACUUUGAACUUCCGAACGUUUUCGACAAGCGUUCGAUAGAAGAUUUCCUAGUCCGGAACGCCAAAAGCAUACUCUGCACAGCUUCUAGCUCAUCCCGUCUGCACUACCUGCCAGAAGCAAGCCCGUUUGAUCUCCUUGUCGUCGACGAGGCAGCACAGCUGAAGGAGUGCGAGUCACUGAUACCUCUCCAGCUCCCUGGCGUUCGUCACGCCGUUCUCAUCGGCUAUGAAUUUCAGCUGCCGGCACUUGUCAAAAGCAGGGUUUGUGAAGAUGCUGAGUUUGGAAGGAGCCUGUUUGAGAGGCUGAGUUCGCUGGGACACCCGAAGCACCUCCUGGAUGUGCAGUACAGGAUGCACCCAGGGAUCAGCAAGUUCCCGGUCUCAAGCUUCUACGAGAACAAGAUAUCUGACGGCGAGAACGUAUUACACAGGGACUACGAGAGGAAGCCCCUUGCCGGGCCAAUGUACGGCUCCUACUCCUUCAUCAACGUCGAUGCCGGCAAGGAGAGCAAGGGCAAGCACGACAAGAGCCUCAUGAACCCCAUCGAGGUCGCCGCCGUGACCCGGAUCGUUCAGAGAUUGUUCAAAGGUACACAUUGCAUCAUGCCCUUGCAUUCUGGCAUGGCAUCGCUGAGCUCAGAUAGCUUGGUUUGUGCAGAGUCGGUUGACACCGGGAGGAAGCUGUGCGUGGGCGUGGUGUCGCCGUACAAGGGGCAGGUCCGCGCCAUCCAGGAGAGGCUCGGGAAGGCGUACGAGACGCACGGGGGCUUCACCGUGAAGGUGCGAUCCGUGGACGGGUUCCAGGGCGCCGAGGAGGACAUCAUCAUCUUCUCCGCCGUGCGCAGCAACACCACCGGAUCGGUCGGGUUCCUCUCCAACGUCAACCGCACCAACGUCGCGCUGACCCGGGCCAAGCACUGUCUUUGGAUUCUUGGCAAUGCAAAUACUCUAGCGAGUAGCAAAGACCAUUUGGCGUGA
Oryza sativa Japonica Group (Japanese rice) is the source of this 2562-nucleotide messenger RNA. The record is from RefSeq and is a predicted model, not a curated record. Lineage: Eukaryota; Viridiplantae; Streptophyta; Magnoliopsida; Poales; Poaceae.